This is a messenger RNA of Lactuca virosa, 1593 nucleotides long. The record is from the annotation of a GenBank genome assembly. Lineage: Eukaryota; Viridiplantae; Streptophyta; Magnoliopsida; Asterales; Asteraceae.
AAAUAACAUAAUCGUUUUUUAGCAUUGUCCUUGAAAAUCCGACUUUAAUUUUUCAUGAAUUGGUUCAAUGGGGAGUUUACAACCAACUACCGUUUGUUCUUCAAGAGGUUCCAAAGAGCAAGACAAAUGAGCAUAGUAAAUGACGUUACAACUUACAACAGCACACAACCAGCUGCAAAGAAUUCUUCAACCAUGCUUCUUCUCUCACAAUAUAUAAAGAGAGACACAACACACAUAAUAACAUAUAUGCCUGAUACAGCUUCUUCUAUGCCAAUAUCUAAAAUGAACCACAUUUCUUAUUAUUUGUUGUUAGUUUUUUCACUUUAUUUUCUGGGUUUCUGUGUUGCAAGAAAGGAUAACCAGAUCACCAACCUCAACAAAUUGAUCGAGUCAAGAAGAUCAGAGAAUCCGCCACAUGUCAAACCAUGGACAGAAGAAGAUACAUCAAACUUAUCUCCACUUUCUAUUGUCCCUCAACAAGGGUCAAAGGAAGAAGAUAUGAUUGACAAGUUGCCAGGCCAACCACAAGUCGAUUUUGAUCAUUAUUCAGGCUAUGUAACAGUCGAUUCAAAAGCAGGAAGGGCGUUGUUUUAUUACUUUGCUGAAUCACCUCACAAUUCUUCAACCAAACCUCUUGUCCUAUGGCUCAAUGGAGGGCCAGGAUGCUCGUCAUUUGGAUACGGAGCCAUGGAAGAACUUGGACCCUUCCGAGUCAACAGUGAUGGGAAAACACUCUACCGCAAUGACUAUGCAUGGAACAAUGCGGCUAAUGUACUAUUUUUGGAAUCGCCUGCUGGAGUUGGGUUCUCGUAUUCGAAUAGAUCAUCUGACUACACGACAGGAGACAAGCAAACAGCGAAAGACUCAUACACUUUCCUCAUCAACUGGCUUGAAAGAUUCCCUGAAUACAAAACCCGAGAUUUCUUUAUUACAGGUGAAAGCUAUGCAGGUCACUAUGUACCUCAACUCGCAUCCCUCAUUCUCUCAGAAAACAAGAAAACUAACGGAACAGUCGUUAAUCUUCGUGGGAUUGCAAUUGGGAAUGCUUGGAUUGAUGACAAUACAUCUUAUGAAGGGAUGUAUGACUACUAUUGGACACAUGCCCUAAACUCUGAUGAGACAAAUGAAGGUAUCAACAAGUACUGUGACUAUGUUACUGGGAACUUCUCAGAAGAGUGCUACAAGUAUCAAAGCCAGGGAAACGGUGAAUACGGUGGAAUUGAUAUUUACAACAUUUAUGCACCAUUUUGUGAUGAUACUACACAAAAAUCUGGAACCACCGGAUCUGUCAAGACCUUUGAUCCUUGCUCUGAUGAUUAUGUUGACUCAUAUCUAAAUCGAGCAGACGUGCAAGAAGCUCUUCAUGCCCGAAAUACAUCAUGGUCACAUUGCGGCGGUGUUGGAUGGACAGACAGCCCAACAACCAUUUUGCCUACUAUCACUCAACUUAUUGAAAAUGGAAUUAGUGUUUGGAUAUACACGUUAAGUUCACCUACUCUACCAUCCAACUUAGCAUGGUCUAUACACAACAGAAACUUACAUUUGAUUUAUAAUGAAUUGGCAGUGGUGACACGGAUGGACGGGUCCCAGUAA